AUGACUUUUUUGCACGUCUGUCACAUAAUAGGAACUGAAUCUAUGACUUUUUUGCACGUCUGUCACAUAACAGGAACUGAAUCUAUGACUUUUUUGCACUUUCUCUCUCUCUCUUCUCUCCCACUUCUCUCUCUUCUCUCCUACUUCUCUCUCUCACGGCUCUUCUCUCUCUCUCCCACUUCUCUCUCUUCUCUCCUACUACUUUCUCUCCCACUUCUCUUCUCUCUCUCCCACUUCUCUCUCUUCUUUCCUACUUCUCUCUCUCCCACGUCUCUUCUCUCUCUCCCACUUCUUUCUCUUCUCUUCUACUUCUCUCUCUCCCACUUCUCUUCUCUCUCUCCCACUUGUCUCUCUUCUCGCCUACUUUUAUCUGUCCCACUUCUCUUCUCUAUCUCCCACUUCUCUCUCUUCUCUCCUACUCCUCUCUCUCACGUCUCUUCUCUCUUUCCCACUUCUUUCUCUUCUCUCCUACUUCUCUCCCUCUCACGUCUCUUCUCUCUCUCUCACUUCUCUCUCUUCUCUCCUAUUUCUCUCUCUCACGUCUCUUCUCUCUCUCCCACUUCUCUCUCUUCUCUCCUACUUCUCUCUCUCCCACUUCUCUUCUCUCUCACUUCCACUUCUCUCUCUUCUCUUCUACUUCUCUCUCUCUCGCACUUCUCUCUCUUCUCUCCCUGCUCUCACACUUCUCUUUCUCCUCUCGCAUCUCUCUCUCUCUCUUCUCUCUCUUUUCCCCUUUCUAUCGCAAUUCGCUCUCUUCUCUCAUCUCCGUUCUCUCGCACUUCUCUCUCUGUCUUUCUCCCUUCUCUCUUACUUCUUUCUCCUCUCUAUCCCACUUCUCUCCCUUCUCUCUUACUUCUCUCUACUCUCUUUCUCAUUUUUCUCUCUUCUCUCCCUUCUCUCUUACUUCUAUCUCCCUUCUCUCCAAUUUCUCUUUCUUCUCUCCCUCACUUCUCUCUCUCUUCUCGCUCUUCCCUUCCUUCUCUCGCAAUUCUCUCUCUCUUCUCUCUUUUUUCUCCCUUUCUUUCGCACUUCUCUCUCUCUCUUUCUUUUCGCUUGUGGAACUCCUCGAGGUCGUCUCUAUCUCUCUCUCUCUUCUCUUGCUUCUCUCUCUUCUCUCUCUUGCACUUCUCUCUCCCUCUUCUCUCUCUCUCUUCUCGCUUUUUAUCUAUUCUGUUUCUAUCUAUCUAUCUAUCUAUCUAUCUAUCUAUCUAUCUAUCUCAUUCUGUUUCUAUCUAUCUAUCUAUCUAUCUAUCUAUCUAUCUCAAUGAUAUGAUCUAUCUAAUUGUGCUCCUAUCUAUCUAUCUAUCUAUCUAUCUAUCUAUCUAUCUAUCUAUCUAUCUAUCUAAAUCUCGUAUCUAUCUAUCAUCUAUCUAUCUAUCUAUCUAUCUCAAUGAUAUGAUCUAUCAAAUUGUGCUCCUAUCUAUCUAUCUAUCUAUCUAUCUAUCUAUCUAUCUAUCUAUCUAUUUAAAUUAUGAUCUAUCUAAUUGUGCUCGUAUCUAUCUAUCUAUCUAUCUAUCUAUCUAUCUAUCUAUCUAUCUAUCUAUGUAA
Molecule: messenger RNA, 1548 nt
Organism: Acanthosepion pharaonis
Lineage: Eukaryota; Metazoa; Mollusca; Cephalopoda; Sepiida; Sepiidae
Source: the annotation of a GenBank genome assembly